This is a messenger RNA of Sus scrofa (pig), 2247 nucleotides long. RefSeq names its product ADAM metallopeptidase domain 10 (gene ADAM10). NCBI's taxonomy places the organism in Eukaryota, Metazoa, Chordata, Mammalia, Artiodactyla, Suidae. Gene Ontology annotation, biological process: membrane protein ectodomain proteolysis; Notch signaling pathway. Gene Ontology annotation, cellular component: plasma membrane; synaptic membrane. Gene Ontology annotation, molecular function: metalloendopeptidase activity involved in amyloid precursor protein catabolic process. The record is from RefSeq and is marked provisional.
AUGGUGUUGCUGAGAGUGUUAAUUCUGCUCCUCUCCUGGGCAGCGGGGCUGGGAGGUCAGUAUGGAAAUCCUUUAAAUAAAUACAUUAGACAUUAUGAAGGAUUGUCUUAUGAUGUGGAUUCAUUACACCAAAAACACCAGCGUGCCAAAAGAGCAGUUUCACAUGAGGACCAGUUUUUACGUCUAAAUUUCCAUGCUCAUGGAAGACAUUUCAACCUACGAAUGAAGAGGGACACUUCCCUUUUCAGUGAUGAAUUUAGGGUGGAAACAUCAAAUAAAGUACUUGAUUAUGAUACCUCUCAUAUUUACACUGGACAUAUUUAUGGUGAAGAAGGAAGUUUUAGCCAUGGGUCUGUUAUUGAUGGAAGAUUUGAAGGAUUCAUUCAGACUCAUGGCGGCACAUUUUAUAUUGAGCCAGCAGAGAGAUAUAUUAAAGACCGAACUCUGCCAUUUCACUCUGUCAUUUAUCAUGAAGAUGAUAUUAACUAUCCCCAUAAAUAUGGUCCACAGGGGGGCUGUGCAGAUCAUUCAGUAUUUGAAAGGAUGAGGAAGUACCAGAUGACUGGUGUAGAAGAAGUAACACAGACACCUCAAGAAAAGCAUGCUAAUAAUGGUCCAGAACUUCUGAGGAAAAAACGUACAACUUCAGCUGAAAAAAAUACUUGUCAGCUUUAUAUUCAGACUGAUCAUCUGUUCUUUAAAUAUUAUGGAACACGAGAAGCUGUGAUUGCCCAGAUAUCCAGUCAUGUUAAAGCGAUUGAUACAAUUUACCAGACCACAGACUUCUCCGGAAUCCGUAACAUCAGUUUCAUGGUGAAACGCAUAAGAAUCAACACAACUGCUGAUGAGAAGGACCCUACAAAUCCCUUCCGUUUUCCAAAUAUUGGUGUGGAGAAGUUUCUGGAAUUGAAUUCCGAGCAGAAUCAUGAUGACUACUGUUUGGCCUAUGUCUUCACAGACCGAGAUUUUGAUGAUGGUGUCCUUGGUCUGGCAUGGGUUGGAGCACCUUCAGGAAGCUCUGGAGGAAUAUGUGAAAAAAGCAAGCUCUAUUCAGAUGGUAAGAAGAAAUCCUUAAACACUGGAAUUAUUACUGUUCAGAACUAUGGGUCCCAUGUACCCCCCAAAGUUUCUCACAUUACAUUUGCUCAUGAAGUUGGACAUAACUUUGGAUCUCCACAUGAUUCUGGAACAGAGUGUACUCCAGGAGAAUCUAAGAAUUUAGGACAAAAAGAAAAUGGCAAUUACAUCAUGUAUGCAAGAGCAACAUCUGGGGACAAACUUAACAACAAUAAAUUCUCACUCUGUAGUAUUAGAAAUAUAAGUCAAGUUCUUGAGAAGAAGAGAAACAACUGUUUUGUUGAAUCUGGCCAGCCUAUCUGUGGAAAUGGAAUGGUAGAGCAAGGUGAACAAUGUGAUUGUGGCUAUAGUGACCAGUGUAAAGAUGAGUGCUGCUAUGAUGCAAACCAGCCAGAGGGGAAAAAAUGCAGGCUGAAACCUGAAAAGGAGUGCAGUCCAAGUCAAGGUCCCUGUUGCACAGCACAGUGUAAAUUCAAAUCCAAAACUGAGAAGUGUCGGGAUGAUUCAGACUGUGCAAAAGAAGGAAUAUGUAAUGGCAUCACAGCUCUCUGCCCAGCAUCUGAUCCUAAACCAAACUUUACAGACUGUAAUAGGCAUACGCAAGUAUGCAUUAAUGGGCAAUGUGCAGGUUCUAUCUGUGAGAAAUACGGCUUGGAGGAGUGUACCUGUGCCAGUUCUGAUGGCAAAGAUGAUAAGGAAUUAUGCCAUGUCUGCUGUAUGAAGAAGAUGGAGCCAUUAACUUGUGCCAGUACAGGGUCUGAGAAGUGGAAGAAGCACUUCCUUGGUCGAACCAUCACCCUGCAACCUGGAUCCCCAUGCAAUGAUUUCAGAGGCUACUGUGAUGUUUUCAUGCGGUGCAGAUUAGUAGAUGCUGACGGUCCUCUAGCUAGGCUUAAAAAAGCAAUUUUCAGUCCAGAGCUCUAUGAAAACAUAGCUGAAUGGAUCGUGGCUUAUUGGUGGGCAGUAUUACUUAUGGGAAUUGCCCUGAUCAUGUUAAUGGCUGGUUUUAUCAAGAUAUGCAGUGUUCACACUCCAAGUAGUAAUCCAAAGUUGCCUCCUCCCAAACCUCUUCCAGGCACUUUAAAGAGGAGGAGACCCCCCCAGACCAUUCAGCCACCCCAGCGCCAGAGGCCCCGGGAAAGUUAUCAAAUGGGACACAUGAGACGUUAA